Molecule: messenger RNA, 7820 nt
Organism: Dromiciops gliroides (monito del monte)
Lineage: Eukaryota; Metazoa; Chordata; Mammalia; Microbiotheria; Microbiotheriidae
Gene: ETV6
Product: ETS variant transcription factor 6
Exons: 8
Coding region: 640-1869 (409 amino acids)
Biological process (GO): regulation of transcription by RNA polymerase II; cell differentiation
Cellular component (GO): nucleus
Molecular function (GO): DNA-binding transcription factor activity, RNA polymerase II-specific; sequence-specific DNA binding
Source: RefSeq, a predicted model, not a curated record
GAAGGAAACAUUAAGAGAGAAGGAGGGAGAGAAGAGAGGAGGAGGAGAAGGAGGAGGAGGGAGGGAAGGAAGGAGGUAGAAGGAAGAGGAGGAAGGAGAGGGGGAAAGGACGGACAAGCCAGAGAGAGAGAAAGAGAGAGACCGAGAGAGACCGAGAGACCCAGAUAAACAGUCUCAUCCACCAGACAAGCUCCAAGCCCGACCAAAAUACACCUCCCUGCCGGGUCCCCUGACCCAACACUCCUCUCUUCCCUUUCUUCCCUCCCUCAUCCCGACCUCUUCUUCCCAGCCCCCCGGAAAAGAACUGCAAGGCUGCCUCUAUCUGCUGGAGGGCAGAAGCCGAAGGAUCCCUGGGGUUUGGGUUUUUUAUUGGGGGGUGGUGGUGAAGAUGGUUGAAGCAACUUCUUAAAUGAUCGCAUCUGGCUGGCUGUUGGAGGAUUUCUGGGUUGGGGAAGAGGAAAGGAAAGUGGAAAAAAACUGAGAACUUCCUGAUCUCAUCUUGCUGUGAGACAUGUCUGAGACUCCUGUUCAGUGUACAUUAAGCAGGAGAGAAUUUCAUACACCCCUCCAGAGAGCCCAGUGCCGACUUACACUUCUUCCUCAACUCCUCUUCAUGUUCCAGUGCCUCAACCCAUCAGGAUGGAGGAGGACUCUAUCAGACUGCCAGCACACCUACGCUUGCAGCCAGUUUACUGGAGCAGGGAUGACGUAGCCCAGUGGCUCAAGUGGGCUGAAAAUGAAUUUUCUUUAAGGCCAAUUGACAGCAACACGUUUGAAAUGAAUGGGAAAGCUCUCCUGCUGCUGACCAAAGAGGACUUUCGAUAUAGGUCUCCUCAUUCAGGUGAUGUGCUAUAUGAACUUCUUCAGCAUAUUCUGAAGCAAAGGAAGCCACGCAUUCUCUACUCACCAUUUUUUCACCCAGGAAACUCUAUCCAAACACAGCCAGAGGUCAUGUUGCACCAAAACCACGAUGAAGAUAAUUGUAUCCAGAGAUCUUCGAGGCCAGUGGAAAAUAUGCACCACAAUCCUCCCACCAUUGAACUCUUGCAUCGUUCCAGGUCACCUAUUACAACCAAUCACCGGCCUUCCCCAGACCCUGACCAGCGGCCCAUCCGGUCCCCGCUGGACAACAUGAUCCGCCGCCUUUCCCCAUCUGAGAGGAUCCCCGGACCAAGGCUUCACCAGGACAACAACCACCAGGAGUCCUACCCUCUGUCAGUGUCUCCCAUGGAGAACAAUCACUGCCCGCCCUCCUCUGAAGCCCACCCAAAGCCAUCCAGCCCUCGUCAAGAGAACACUCGGGUCAUUCAGCUGAUGCCCAGCCCCAUCAUGCACCCUUUGAUACUGAACCCCCGGCACUCAGUGGAUUUCAAACAGUCCAGGCUGUCAGAGGAUGGACUACAUAGGGAAGGGAAGCCCAUCAACCUGUCGCACCGGGAAGACUUGGCAUAUAUGAACCACAUCAUGGUAUCUGUCUCCCCACCUGAGGAGCACGCCAUGCCUAUUGGAAGAAUAGCAGACUGCAGGCUGCUCUGGGACUAUGUCUAUCAGUUGCUUUCUGACAGCCGGUACGAAAAUUUUAUCCGAUGGGAGGACAAAGAAUCCAAAAUAUUUCGGAUAGUGGAUCCCAAUGGACUGGCUCGACUGUGGGGGAAUCACAAGAACAGAACAAACAUGACCUAUGAGAAAAUGUCCCGAGCCCUUCGCCACUACUACAAACUCAACAUCAUCAGGAAGGAGCCAGGACAGAGGCUUUUGUUCAGGUUCAUGAAAACCCCAGAUGAAAUCAUGAGUGGCCGAACAGACCGCCUUGAACACCUUGAGUCCCAAGAGCUGGAUGAACAAAUGUACCAGGAAGAUGAGUGCUGAAGGAACCAACGUGCCACCUCAGGGGAUGGAUCAGUGAAAAGAAAAACCAUCCAGCUGGAGUGCUGGAGGUGUGUGGGAGCAGGGUGGAUUGAGGGAAAGCAGAAAGGAAGAAACACAGAAUUGGGAGUUGAACAGACCAGAAAGGACCCCAGAGCACCUUAGAUAAAGCACCCACAACAGCAGAGUUGGUGUUCUGGUGGAGGGCCCAGAGCCUGGGACUUAUGUACUAUUUCACCCUCCUUUGAGGAUCUCCCUUGGCCUGUAAUUCCUCAUCCCCACCCCUCUGCCCAUUGUUAGUUUCUGGGUUUGGGGGUUGUUGUUGUUUUUUUAUGAACAUGCAGUUUGACUUUUUCAUAAUUCAUAUAGGGCAAGAUGACAGUUUGCUUUCCUAUGGAAAUAUAUAUAUCGAUUAUAUUUUUUUUGCAAGUCUCACAAAUCAUGGCAUAAAAAUCCAACCUGACAGGAAAGAGAGCAAGGUUUCUUUUUUUUUUCUUCUACUGUACACAGAAGGUUUGCUUCUGUUGCUAUUGUGUCCUGGCUGCUGGAGGGUGGGGGAGAACUACUUACUUUAAAAGAAAAAAAUUUGAAAGGGGCACUCACUCUUACCUCUCUCUCUCUCCCUUUCCUUUUCUCAUUCCUGCCUGCCUCUGAGCUUUGGAGAUCUGUCAGCAUAGUUCAGCUUAGUGUAACACCUUGGGAAUGAGCUAAAGCCAGUGACCUAAGUGCUAGAAAGUCAAAACAAAGUCCCAGCAUUUGGCCACCCAUCCCAAAUAUGCCUUAGGAAGGUCAGGAAUUCCAUGGGCGUAUUUCCAAUCGAUAAGUUCUGGUCCUGACAGCUGACCUACAAAGAACAGUAUAGCAUUGGAGAAGGGCACUCAUUUAUUUGUCCUUCUAGAGACGGGAUGACACAGACACCACUCCCAAGAUGCCCAAGAUAUCUACAAGCAUUGGGAUUCUGUGUAACAGUGAAGUGUGAAAAUAUAAUCAGAAAACACAGGGACUUAAUGAAAAAUAUCCUGUGAAGUGGAGAAUGCAGAGAGAGGAGAGGGGGUAGGGAAACGCCCUGUUCUUCUUGCCCCACCCCAGACAUCUUGCAAACAAUUACACACCCUAUCCUAUCUUUCCCAUUAUUCAGAGAUUUUUAUUAAUGAUUUCAUAAUCUCUUUUAACCCUAGUCCCCAUUUGAAUUAGAGCAUUUGAGAUGAACUUCCAGGGCAGCAUUAGCUGCCAGCAAUGAUCUUCUCUUCCCUUUUGGGAUACAUCAUCAGCCUUUCCUUCCUUUCUUUCUUCCUUCCUUCCUUAUGGAUGGGAUGUCUGAACUUGGAAAAGGGCUCGUUUAUCAGUCUAUUUCUCUUGGAAAUCAAUUCAGUAAUCUCAAGGUGAGGACUAUCCCACCUUUUAAUACUUUUACUAAUAACAGAGAUUUUUUUAAAAAAGAAAUGCUAUGGACAUUUCUAAUUUUCUAGGCAUUUAGAAUUGAGUUCAAUUCAAUUUACUUUUUUUUUAUUAAGCAUCUACUAAGUGCAAGACAUUGUGGAUACAAAGACAAACUAAUCCCUGCCCUCAAAGAACUUACAUUCUAUUGAGUUUAUCUUAUAAAGGUUAAAGCUUCCAGAAUGAGGGGCACAGGCUUCUUCCCCUCCCCCACCCCCCAACUACCACCACCAAAAAAAAUAAUAAUAAGGUUUCAUUUCUCUUAUGAACUCUGUCAUUUCUAUGGACUCACAAUAUUCUCACAACUACUUCAGUGACAGCAGGUGCAGCUGUUAUCCCCAUUGGAGGCACCCAGAAUACCUAGACAUUUCCCCCAAAUGCCUUUUCUCCCUUUUCUGCCUUUUCUGCCUUUCCUGGUUAAGUGAAGUGUACUCAGGACUUGGGCAGACAGAGUGAGGGCAUUCUGUCUUUGGACAAUUCCUGACAGGGGAAUCCAUCAAGCUGACAAAUAUUGAGAUCCUAGGGCACCAGGAAGGGCUGACAACAAAUUUCUCUUACUCAGAUCCUUUGCCUCUUAACCUGUCUCAGGUCAAUGCAAAAUCGGUUGAAAACUCUCCCACCAUCUAGAAUGGUUAGGACUUGUCAGAAGCUAGAAGACUUCCCGUCUGUUGAUAGAGUGACAUACUCUAAAGCAUUUGGUUUUAAUAAAGGUGAAAUGCCAUAGGGUUCACCCCAACAUGGUUCAAGUGUGUACACAUCUUUCAACUGUGCUUAGAAACAAUAGCCAGAAAUUUUUCACCCUCUAAGACGAGUGAUAAUGGAUCUCAAGGGAUGAAACUGAGCCAGUGGCUGUACUUAGUAUGUUGUGAAGACAAUUCAUAUUUUUUAAAAGAUUUUUAAAGGCAAGAGAAAGGAGAGGAAUUUUUACCCAAAGGCCAUAUUUCAUGGUCUGCAAUGGAAAGAAAAUGUUGCUCCUUAGGUUUGGGGCAUUCUUUUCUGAUCACUCCAACUAGAGACAGAUAUUGAGUCUCUUAUUAUCCAAGUGGAUAUGUGAUAGAACUAGAGAGGAAAAGGUCCUCUUUUCCUUAAUGUUUCUAUAUUUACUUGCAUUCUCUGUGGGAAUGCAAAAUACUGAAGAUAACCAUGUUGAAGAAGAAAUGGCAAAAGCUAUCCAUUUAUGAGUAGUCCCUUUUUCUGUGUGUUUUUUAGUAAUCCAUUAUUAAUGUAGAUAUUUUUACAUAACACAUUUCCCUAAAGGUGGCUGCUAAUUAUGUUCACUCCACAAGCUCCAGCUGAUGUUUAAAAAAAAGAAGAAGAAGAAGCUCUCUAAAGGAAGAGAACCUACCACAGGUACAUUGGUCCAAAUCUAAAAGCCUCUCUGAUUUUAUGGACAGAUUCUAACUGGUAUAAAAUUAUCUGCCAUUUAUCCCCCACCUGGGAAAGUUUUAAAACUAAUUUAACACCCUAAAUAGUUUCUUUAUCCCUUUGCCAUCUCAUGGAGAUUCUUGUAGAAAAGGAAGGAAAGAAAAAUGCAGAGGCAGACAGCUACAUGAAAAGAUGUUCCACCUCUAGUUGAAUUCAAGAAUUUGAGAAUUGAAAAGAGCCCAACCUAUCCCUGACCAAGAAUCCCUCUGUAAUAUCUUCAAAAAAUGCAUUGUCCAAUCUCUGCCUGAAGGCCUCCCAAAGCCACCAUAAUAACUAGUUUGUCUGGACCUGGUGACUUGAGGCAAUAGAAAUCAACUAGAUGGUUGUCUAACCAAUCAAACAAUAUUUAUUAAGCACCUCCUGUCUGCUGGGCACUGUGCUAAGCACUUGAGGAUAUAAAAUGUGACAAAAGACAGUUCCUGCCCUCAAGGCUCUCACGAUCUAAUGGGUUGUUUCUCCUUGCUAAUCAUUUUUAUUCCAGCCUUCCCAGUCCAGAGAAUAACCCCCUUGGAAGAGAAAACAAAAGACACAUAAGAAAUUUAACAAUCUAAAGUUUUCUCUCACCUGUUAUCAUUCCUAGCUCUGUCCUUCCUCUUACUCCUAAUACAGUUUUUGUUGUUGUUAUUUUCCUUAGUAUUUAUUGUCAGCAAUUCUGGGCCCUAGGAUUCCUGUCAAUUCUUACAGGAUUGUUUUUUUCCUGUUCAUGCUACUCUUUCAUAUUCAUCCUCAGUUAAUUUCCCUUUCUUCCAUCUUACAUAUAUCUUUUAAAAAUCUUAAUUGGUCAGUGAUUUCUUGGUAUAUCCAUGUCAGUUUCUUUAAUCAGUCCCCCAUUUACUUUCUCAUCCGAACCAUAUCUGCCCCAGGUCUUCAAAAUAUCAUUCUUCAUUUACUUUAUUUUAUUUAUUUAUUGGGGGGGGGCAAUGAGGGUUAAGUGACUUGCUCAGGAUCACACAGCUAGCAAGUGUUAAGUGUCUGAGGCCAGAUUCGAACUCAGGUCUUCCUGAAUCCAGGGCCAUUGCUUUAUCCACUGCACCACCCAGCUGCCCCCCAAAAUACCAUUCUUGAGAGUUUUCCAUCUCCCUUGAGUCAACUUCCCUGAGCAAAAUAAUAGGCUGUUGGAUCCAAACCUUUUGAAAUAUGAUAUCUCCAUAUAUGUUUGGGUGUUUGAACCUCUACUUGGCUUUUCUCACCCCUUGCUGCACACUUUCUUACAAAUGGUAACUUAGUGACCCCUUGCCCCCCAAAGUGUAUGUUACUUCUCCUUCAUCAACUAAUUCCUCUUUGUUGGUCAGAAUGGUACAAGAAGGCACUUCCCCCUCCUUGCUGCUCCCACCUUUCAAAAGAUAAAAUUAUUGUGAAGCCAAGCCACCACUUUAUCAGCUGUUCUCUUUUCAGCAGAUAGGAUGCCAUCAGGUGUCUGGAUUGCUAAAGACACCUUCAUCUAAUUUGUCUUUGUAUUCUAAAACAGUACUUCUGUAUCUGUCUCUCUCGGUUGUUUCCAGAUGCUCUCCACAACAUCCCUCCCUCUUUGACACGCCUGGAUUUCCCAUGUGAAUAUAACUUCUUAAUAUGCAAUGCUGUUCCACUUUCCUUAUGAUCUAUUCUGCUUCUUUUGAAUAAGGCAUGCCUUUCUAGAGCCAUGAUCCAGUCACGAACCCUUUCCCACUCAGUCCCAGUGGGACUGGUGAAGUGAAAUUGGCCUCCUUCUCUUAGCAAUAGGACCUCUAACUUUUAUCCUGCACUUCUCUAACACCCCAUUUCCUUAACAGCUCCAUUUCUUCUGCACCGCUGGAAGCCAGAAAUCCAUAACCACUCAAUUUAGGGAAUCUUAUUAAAUAAGUCACUGACAGGUUGCCACUCUUCCACCAGACUGAAGCAGGGACAUCUUGGCAGAGAUGCUGGACUGAAUGCAAGUACACGAGGAUCUCUAAAAUAUACUCAACCUUUUUAAUCUCCUUGCUGAUUGGGAUACCAGUUUGCCAGCUGUUCAAGAGUCACUUAGGGAAAGCCACAAGGAGAGGAAAAUAAAAGAUCUCAGUGAUAACCAUCAUUUAGAGCAAGGAUUCCUAGACUGUUUUGCUUGUGUCAUAGGCCCCUUUGGCAAUCAGGCAAAGUCCAUGGACCCCUUCUCAAAAUGAUGUUUUUAAUUGCAUAAAACAAAAUUUAUAGAAUUGCGAAAGAAGUCAAUUCUAUUAAAAUACUAAAAAGACAACCAAAUAAAUAAAUAAACCCAAGUUCACUAACCCCAGUAAAGAAUCUCUAUUUACAAUGUAGUCAGGGCCUUCUCAUCCACUGUCCUCUAUAGUAGAUGCCUGUUCAGUCAAGACCAUUUCUUUACCUUUCAAGUAAAAAUGUUGAGGGCUGAAACAAGAUUUCCACUUUCUACUACCUAGAGUCCAAAACUCAAAAUAUUUAGACGUAUUAAACUGCCUGUUGCGGAUGGGAAGACAGGCAUAGAGAAGUUCAGGAAUUAAGAGACAGCAAGUCAGAUAGCACAAGGAUCGGGACCUAGAACACAGCAAGCUUUAUUUAUAUCAGCCAUAGUCCAUUUGACUCAUCCCCUCAAAGGAAGCUGAAGAAAAUGAUGAAAAAAUACUAAAAACAAACAAAAAAGGUAGCGUUUCUUUGCCAAAAUAUUUGGUGCUAGUCAGAAACAUUUAAUCUACUACUUUUCUGAACAGGGACCUGGACUUGAAAGGGUAAUAAUGUUCCAAUCCAGAGGUGAACAUAAAGUCAUCCUCUGCCUGGUUGAAAAUUAUAGAGGCCAAAUAGUAUGCUCUCAGCCACAUUUGCAUCAACACUAAUUGACUACCAACUCUCUAAAUCUCUCACAUGCCCAGUGAAUAUUCUUAAAGGUUUUUCUUUGUGACAACCACCUGCAAAUCCAGAAUGAAUCUAAACUUGGUGUUUUUCCCUUUUUUUUUUCCUUUUUCUUUUUCUUUUUUUUUUAGUUUCUAAUCUGAUGUUUAUGAGGUGUGGGGUUUAUAAGGGACUGAAUCAAAUGAAUGUAACCAAAUACAAAAAAAAAAAAUGCCUAUUCUCAGGGCCAGUGAGUUGCAAAUAAUUUUUAAAGAAAAGCCUAUAAUUACAUC